AUGUCGCAGAUCCAUACGAAGAUAUUGUCCGUACCACAUACGCCUGUGGCAAGUACGCCCGCCGAUUUUGGGCUGACGUUUCGCGAUCAAGCUGCCUCACCUAACUCGCCCUGGCGUGAACCCUGCGAAUCGCUGCGCGUCGAUUUUACGAACCCCGUCGCUCAAAACACACUAACUACAGCGGCAUCUCAUCUUCGCAAGGGAGAACUAGUGGCUUUCCCUACAGAAACCGUGUACGGCCUCGGCGCCUGCGCAUUGUGGCCCACAUCCGCUCAGCGCAUUUAUGCCGCGAAAAAUCGACCAGCGGACAACCCUCUCAUUGUGCAUAUCAGUGACCGACAAAUGCUACGGCAGCUCGUACCGGACAAUUAUGAAUUCAGUCCUGCGUGUGAAGCACUUAUGAAUGCAUUUUGGCCUGGACCUCUUACCUUGCUCUUCCCUGUGGGAACGACUCUGGACGGUAGCCCUCGAGUGCCAUCCACUGUUACUUGCGGGCAGCCUACAGUGGGCGUCCGGAUGCCCUCGCACCCUGUUGCCCGCGCUCUAAUUGCUUUGGCUGGUGUACCAGUCGCAGCGCCAUCGGCCAAUGCGUCCGGUCGUCCAUCGCCUACGGCGGCAGACCAUGUCUACACCGAUCUAAGUCCACGACACGUCCUUUCGUACAUUGUUGAUGGCGGAGAGUGCAGCAUCGGCUUGGAGAGUACUGUGGUAGAUGCCACUACUGCGCCAGGUGAGGUCCGUGUCUUACGUCCUGGCGGCGUAUCCACGGAGCAAAUCGCUGCGGUGCUGUCUCAGAGCGGCCUCACAACGCAAGGCCUUCAAUUGCGGGUGUACGGCAAAGACAUGGCACGAAAUGCCGCGCAAGAAGCUGCGCCUACGACGCCCGGCAUGAAAUAUCGGCACUACUCGCCCGAGGCACGUGUGAUCCUUCUUCAGUGCCACAGUAAUGAUACCGCCCCUACCUUGAUGCAGUUACUGCAGGACGCCAAGGCGACCAUGGCACUACCACAUGAUUUGCGUGUGGGCCUACUUUGCGCUACAGACUCCCCUAUUCUUUCGGCCCUGCCGGACGAUGACCUCCGGACUUGGGCCAGCCAACCAAGUUCUUCACGUCUUUCUCCUGUCCUUCAUAUUGAUGGAAUACAACUGUGUGUCUAUUCUAUGGGAGAAAAGUCUUCACCUGCUAUCGCCGCGCAGCGCCUAUUUGACGGACUUCGCUCCUUAGAUGCCCUUGUGCCAUGGGAUGGCGCCCCCGGCGCGUGUGAUUUGAUUCUGGCAGAGGCCAUUCCUGAAGAGGGUGUAGGUCUCGCCGUAAUGAACCGAUUGAACAAAGCUGCUAGUACUACCGCGGCGAUCUGCAUGCAGUAA
Messenger RNA from Malassezia pachydermatis, 1368 nucleotides. RefSeq names its product translation factor. The transcript has a single exon. Lineage: Eukaryota; Fungi; Basidiomycota; Malasseziomycetes; Malasseziales; Malasseziaceae. Gene Ontology annotation, biological process: regulation of translational fidelity. Gene Ontology annotation, molecular function: nucleotidyltransferase activity; tRNA binding; double-stranded RNA binding. Bases 1 to 1368 code for a protein of 455 amino acids. Gene Ontology annotation, cellular component: cytoplasm. The record is from RefSeq and is a predicted model, not a curated record.